Messenger RNA from Zophobas morio, 3855 nucleotides. Its product is annotated as post-GPI attachment to proteins factor 2-like. The transcript has 6 exons. Gene Ontology annotation, biological process: GPI anchor biosynthetic process. NCBI's taxonomy places the organism in Eukaryota, Metazoa, Arthropoda, Insecta, Coleoptera, Tenebrionidae. Bases 591 to 1400 code for a protein of 269 amino acids. Gene Ontology annotation, cellular component: Golgi membrane; endoplasmic reticulum membrane. The record is from RefSeq and is a predicted model, not a curated record.
UUCAUCAAUAAGAUGUAGCUUAUGUAUUAACGAAAUCAUUUAUCGUUUUAAGCCACUGUUGAACUUUCAAUAGCUUGCUAACAAUUAGUUAUCAUUAUCAGUUAUCACUGGGAAAGUAAAAAAAACUUGGAAAAGAAGGUUUAAAGGAAUUAUAAAGGAAAAAAUAAAGCUUUUGAAUUAAAUUAGGUUUAAUUUUUUUUUCUUGUUAAUUAGAUAGAGAUAUUUUUGGAUGUAGUUCUUAAUGUAUGCUACUUUGAGUGGAUGUAUAUGCUAAAAUAAAUUAAACAUUUGAUUAUGUAAAAAGUUAAAUAUUUAAAAUUCUAAUUUACGCGGCGUAACUAACCUAUCAAAGAAAGCCGGCUGAUUUGACAGUUCAAAUCAGAGAAAAGGUUAUAAGAAGCGUAAACUGUCAAAAUUCUGACUAAAGUUUGUUUAUUUUAUAUUAAUAAAUAACUGAAACAUGUUUUUUACAAGCGAUAAAAUGUUUUAUACCCUCUGAAGGUUUGUACAUUUCGAACAAUAGCUUUAUUCAUUAUAGCUCUUCCACCGUUCUUCCAGUUUGUUUUGAAAUAUUAUCUGUGAAAGCUACAAUGAAAACUAACGCUCAAAAGGGAGAUGUUGUCGAAAACUUUAUUAUACAUUAUAUGCUUAGUUUUAAGCACUUGUGUCUUGUGACUGUGUCUUGCCCUUUAUUGGCGCUUAUAAUAUGUUUUGUAACAGCGUAUAUAUUUCAGGCAGAUGAUAUACAUGAAACUCAUUGUCGGGUGUACAACAUAAUACCUUCAAUCAGUGCAAUAACGGGUAUAAGCCCACAAAGAUAUCUUUGGCGAAUUAGUGUGGCUUUUCACAUUGGACCAAGAUUUAUUAUAGCAGCUGUACACAGGUCGUACCAUUUAAACCUAAUUAACAUGUCAUCAAAACAUCAGGAGCUCGCCAAAUGGUGGCUGAAUUUUGCCUUUUGGUUAAAUAUUGUAGAAAUUGGUUCUUUGUGUGGAGUGACUUAUAUCUCCAAUAGAGAGAACUAUCCUAUACAUGAAAAAUUAUUUAUUACGUUUAUGGUAAGCAGUUUGCUGCAUAUGUUGGCUUGCAUAAAAGGUGUACGAUGGGUGGCUGAAACAAACAACAAUCUAAAAAGUGUUCAAAGAGGUCUAUUAAUAAAACAGAUCCUUUUAUUUGUAUCACUGAUGAGUACAGUGGGACUAGUUGGCUUCUUUCUCAAGCAUAGGUUACUCUGUCAUGAUAUGGCUUUCAGCUGGUUUGCUUUUUGUGAAUACAUCAUAGCACUGGCCAAUAUGGCUUUCCACGUAACAGUGAUUUUAGAUUUCCCAACUGAACACUUAGUGGUUGCUAGAGGAUUAAAACAUAUACAAAAAUUACCUUUAAAUAAUAAAUUUGAAUGAGAAUCUCUUGUUAUAAAACUAAGCUAGUCAAUUAUACUCUCUGUUUUUUGUAGUGUAUAAUAUGUACCACAAAGUGUUUACUACAUUCCAAACUGUUGUGAUUUAUAUUUGAUAUUAUUUUCGUGCUCUGAUUUAUUGUUUGUAUAUCACUUUAUUUAAAACAGCUUUAAGAUUUUUCUAUGAUAUUUUACUAUUUGUAGCACGUUUUACAAUUGUUUAUGAUAAUUUUUGUGCGCCUAAAGGUUCUGUUUGAUUUAGAGACUGAUUGAUUUAUUUUAUCUUGAUAACUGCCUACAGCUAUAAAAUAAGAUGUUAUUUCCUGUGUACAAAAAAAGAACAAAUUAUUGGUGAAUAUAAAUAAUAUUAAAAUAAAAAUGAAAUCUUGUAUUUUAUAUAAAUGGAACCACUUUGUAAUGUUGUAUAUUAUCAGAUUUAAUAACAGUUCUUUUUGUAAAUAUGAAUGGAACUAAAAAUGUAAUUUUAAUGGCAAUUUUCAGCAAUGUAUUUUUUUUGUUGUUGUUAAGAUUAUUUAUAGUGAAGUAUUUGCUCAGUAACUUUUCCAAUGUUUUUUAGACUGUUUAAGUCUGACAUCACUGAUUUUCUAUUUUAAAUUAAUUAAGAAAAUUGGGUGGUGUUAGGCAGCUUUUGAAUGAAGGCUUAUAAAUUAGGGAGUUUUGUAAGAAAAAAUUUAGAAUAGUUAACUACUUACUGUUUAGAAAAAAGAUAACUCUUUCACUUGAUGCUAUUCGCUAUACGCUAUUUUUCCCUUAACGGGUUAUAGCUAAAAUUUUGCACAAAAUUUGUGUCUUUGAUUUUUCCAAUUCAGGAUAUUGAAGUGAUCAAGUAUGGUACAAACGUCAUUAGAUUAUGGCAAAUAUUUAUGAAACAAAAAUAUUCGUUAGUUUAAUUUAAUUAAAAUGGCAUUAAAACACGAAUAAUUACAUCACCGUAAAGUUUUAUUAACAUCAUGAAUUUCAUAGCAAAACACCGGGUGACUAUUAAUAAUAAUCGAAGCAAAUUAUUGUGUUGGCAAUUCUGAAUUAUUGGCGGCCAUGCUAGUAGUUCACAGUUGUCAGUGUUGGCAUGAGCAUGACAGCUGAGUUGCUGCCAUAAAGGUCAUUUUGAUAAUCAAGUAUGCAAUUAUAAAGUUUUAAAUACUUUCCUAUCUGACAAAAAAAAAAUCACGAACAUUAAUAGUCACUCGAUAUUAAUUUGCAGUGAAGUAUUUUACAACUUAUUGAGUUCCUAUAGAGUAUAGAGACGAGUUGAGUCAGAUAACCAGAAAAAUAUCAAAUUGUUUAACAGUGGCAGAAUAGUUACUAAAAUAAAUUACCAAAAUCCACGUUUACAAUUUAAAAUCCAUAGUGGACUAAGGUCAAUUGCCAAAGUACAUAGAAAGGUAGGAAUUAAAGGUAGAAAAAAGUCGAAGUCGUCUGCAUAUUUUACAAUAGAGCAAAUAAAGAACAUUCAAUCUAUAGUUUUUGCCAAAAUUAAAAAACCACCACGUUUUGAUUUUAGUUGCUAACAAAAAAACUCCAGUGGUAUUUUUCAUAUUCUUUGAGCGGCACUACGGUUUAUACCGUUGAAACUUCAUCGAACGCUAAGGUUGCCAUCACGAAACACGUGGGUAUUUUGUCGUUUAUGGAAUUUACGUUUAUUUCUAUGAGUUAGUUAUAAAAGUAAGCGAAGAAAAAUGUUGCUGCCUCGGUAAGAAUCGAACCACACGUCACUCGCUUGCCGGGCAGGUAUCCUGACCACUAGACCACGAGGCCGCUUAUCUUUCUCCGUUUACCAACGUGUUAUUGUAGCGCCACAGUUAUAAAACAUAACCUAUUUUCCCCAAAUCUAAUACUGCGGUGUGGUUGGUUGUAUUUUCAAGAUAAAAUGCAGAGUUGGUAGUUUUUUAAUUUUGACUGGAUGGUCAAACAGACAAUGAAAUUUAUUAAAAUCGACACCAAUUUACCACAAUGUCCUUCAAUCAAGAAUUGCUUUGGCCAAUUAAGUUCUUUGGUGUAUCAAAAUGGAUGAACAGCAAAAAAUGUUCGAAUUAAAGCGACAGAUAAAAAAAUGUCUGAAAUAAAUGGACACCCAUGGGGUACAAAGAGCUUGUGAACAGAUUCCUACAAAGUUGCGCAGAGUGUUGAUUCUAAACACUAUGCGGAAAAUCACUAAUUAACAUUAAAAAGACAAUAGAUUAGUUUACAAUAAAAUAUAAUAUAACUUUUAUAUAAAUAUCAAAGGAUUAAACUUCAACAAUAUAACUUUUGUGCAAAUUUUUAGUUCGUUAAUUGAAUAUGAAUUUAAAAAUUGGGUUCCUUUAAAGAUCUUCUUUACAUUUAGCGAAUAUUGCAUUUAAUGCGUUUAGCUGUGGUAAUUUUUGUUUCUACUUGAAAUAUUUAAGUGAAUUUGAACUAGUCAUUUGACAUGGUGUAUACAUAUCAGUUGUUCUAAUAAA